Leptidea sinapis is the source of this 2685-nucleotide messenger RNA. Its product is annotated as diphthine--ammonia ligase. The transcript is spliced from 14 exons. Gene Ontology annotation, biological process: protein histidyl modification to diphthamide. Gene Ontology annotation, molecular function: diphthine-ammonia ligase activity. NCBI's taxonomy places the organism in Eukaryota, Metazoa, Arthropoda, Insecta, Lepidoptera, Pieridae. Bases 291 to 2537 code for a protein of 748 amino acids. The record is from RefSeq and is a predicted model, not a curated record.
GCAAUUUCACAGAUCGAAAUACGAAGCGUGUUGGAUAAGUUUACGUGUGAAACUUUAAAUUUUUAUAAAUAAAUUAUUUAGCUCAUCAAUUAUUAUGUAUUUAAAAUAGAUCAAAGCUAUAAUUUUUUUUUAUGCUUAACAUGAGAAGUGGUAGUAAAGGCAAGAUUAAAGUCAUAAUGGUGUUGUCGUAAUGAAGUUAAGCAUUGGUCAUCAUUUUAGGUGCCGCACAAAAUAGAAUAAUUGUUAUGUAAUUUUUUUAAAUUGUUAAUCGUGUAAACAAUAACCUAAAGAUGAGGACAGUAGCAUUAAUAAGCGGUGGCAAAGACAGCUGUUACAACAUGAUGCAGUGUGUAGUCGCCGGUCAUGAUAUCGUGGCCCUGGCGAACCUCCAACCUCAACACAAAGAUGAAUUAGACAGUUACAUGUAUCAGACAGUUGGUCACCAAGGUAUAGAGAUGUAUGCUGAUGCAAUGGAACUUCCCUUGUAUAGGGAGGUGACUUCUGGUGUUGCAAUAGAUAAAGGAAGAAAUUAUAAGCCCACUGUCAAUGAUGAGGUUGAGGAUCUUUAUAGAUUGCUAUCAAGGAUUAAGGAGGAGAUGAAUAUUCAAGCAGUGUCAAGUGGUGCCAUAUUAUCUGAUUACCAAAGAAUUAGAGUUGAAAAUGUGUGCCAACGAUUAGGUCUUGUUUCACUAGCAUAUUUGUGGAGGAGAAACCAAAAAGAAUUGCUGCAAGAAAUGGUAUCCAGCGGUGUUCAUGCUAUUCUUAUAAAGGUUGCAGCAUUAGGAUUAGACCCUAUGAAACACUUGGGUAUGACCCUAAAAGACAUUCAGCCACACCUUCUAGUCAUGCAAGAGACAUAUGGACUCAAUGUUUGUGGGGAGGGGGGAGAAUAUGAGACAUUCACUCUUGACUGCCCACUCUUCAAAAAACGUUUAGUGAUAGAUGAAAAAGAGUUAAUAAUACAUUCAGAUGACUCUGUCGCCUCUGUUGGAUACUUGAAUUUGAAGUGUCACCUUGAACCGAAAGAUGACUAUGAUGGAACAAUCAAACUGCCUAUUAACGUGAAAAACUCCUUCGAAUUUGUUAAAGAUUUAAGUGACACAGUCUUCAGUGAUAUUAGCGAUAUUGAUUUAAGUGAAUCGGAGUUGGAGUCAAUUGAGAAACUGGAGAUAGAAGAGAAAAAGAAACAGGAAGAGUUAAAUCCUUUAAUCAAUUAUGAAGGGAGAAAAUUUCUAGACAAAAAUGAGUCAGUAGAUCAAAUAGAAGAUGAUGUAGCUGAAGAUGGUUAUUAUUAUGAUGAAGUGCAUAAUGAAAGUAAUAAAUUCCCUGUUGUAGACCACAGAUCGAUAUAUGGUAAUAAGCAUGGCUGGUUUUAUAUUGGUGGCAUAGUUGGUGAAGGUUCAGACACUGCAUUAGCAACAGGAGAUGCAAUGCGAAAAUUAAUUAGCUUGUUACAAUCAGAAAACUUAGAGCUGUCAAAUGUUUGUUCUGUGAAUUUAUAUAUGAGGGACAUGGGACAUUAUGCGGCACUCAAUGAAGUUUAUGUGAACACAUUCAACUUUCCCAAUCCACCCACUCGAGUCUGUGUGCAAUGUCCAUUGCCUGAAGAUGUAGGUCUCAUUAUGGAUGCUGUUGCCUAUAGACCAAUUCGAAAUCCUAAUAAUGAUGGUGAUUGUACCAACACCAAAGAACGUGUGACAAUGCAUGUACAAGGUAUCUCGCACUGGGCUCCAGCUAAUAUUGGACCUUACAGUCAAGCAAUAAAGGUGGGUGAAAUAGUAGGUACUUGUGGUCAGAUUGCCUUAGUUCCGGGCACUAUGAAGUUGGUAGAAGGCGGCGCACGCGCUCAGUGUGCUCUAGCCCUAAGACAUCUCACGCGCGUGUUACGGGCGUCACAUCCGCGUGCUACCAUACGGAGUGUUGUACAGAGCGUGUGUUACGUGCGCGGGCGAGGCGGUGCCCGCGAGGCGCGGCGCCAGCUGGAGCGUCGCACUGCGGGCGCCAUGGUGCAGUGCGCCGUAGUGGACGCGCUGCCACGGGGCGCCGCGCUCGAGUGGCACGCCUGGGCGCACACCGACAAUAACCGCUUCGACUAUGAGGAAACCGGCUGUAACGUCGGUGAAUUCAAAGUGGCCAUAACGCGACGGUGGAACUACGAUAACACAGUCGCCGCGAUCGUUUGCUACGUCGGUACAGGGUCGUCACCAUCGACUUGUCAGCUUUGGUUCCCGGACGAGGCGUCGUGUCGCUCACAUCGCGAGGUCGCGUCGCGGAUGUCGCGAGAUGAACUCGAGCAGGUCCUAUCGUACGCGGUCGAGAAACUUGUCAACGAAAACACACGCGAUGAACCGCCCGCUGUCGCUCUAAGGAUAUUUUAUCAGGUUUGGAGUGCGCCCCCUAUGUCGGACUUGGUAUCAGCCGCGGCCACUGUGAGCCACAAGCUGGGGACGCGAGUGUCGCUCACCGCGGUGCCAGUGCUGGCUCUACACAACGCCUUCUCCUUCCUCUCCAUCAGCGGUCUGCGCUUUGACGAAUGACACGGUUCCUUUUAUUGGAUGCAGAUGCUUUGUUGCCGAUUUUAAAUUAUAUUAAUGGCUGAAUAUUUCAGUGUUUAUAAAGAUUUUGUUAAUUAUGCUAAUGAGUUUACUCUAUUUAAGUCAAAUAAAUUAUUUUUAUUGCAAUAAA